AUGACUAUCGACUUGCUUUAUUUUGAAAAUCUCAAGUUCCUCUGCCAGUUCAGCAGUAACCCAGGGCAUCCAGAGCCACCCAAGGCUUCCUUCUACCGCGAGGAGGGGCCGACGUCCCCACUCAGGUGCAGCAGGUUUGGGGCCACAGUGCUGCGGAUGCGCAGACGCCCACCUUACAGGCCUGGGGACUGGCCAGGGCUACGGGGAGGAGCUCGGCGCGGGCACCGGCACCCGGAGGCCCAAGCGGCGGCCGGGCUCCUCGGAGUUGGUGGCCGGCUGCCCACGAGGCAGACUCCAGAGGAAAGCAUCCUGAAAGGAGAGCCUAGUGACCUGACUCUCAAAAUCUACAGAGCAGAGUCCUACGCUGGCCUCCAGGAGUUUAAAGCAGCCAUAGAGGAUCUGAAUGCAGUUCUCUUUCAGCUUCCAAACUGGCCUGAGGUCUACUUCCGGAAGGGAAAGGUCCUCCAGGACGCCGGCUUCCUGGGCGACGCCUUACAGCUCUUCCUCCAGUGCUUAGCCCUGGAUGAGGACUUCGCCCCUGCCAAGCUGCACGUAGAAAAGAUCUUGUGUGACUUAUUGUCGCCUGAAAACCUAAAGGAAGGCCUGAAGGAGUCUUCCGGGAGCUCGUUACCGUGUAUUAAGAACAAACCCUUGGGUUUCCCUGCAGUAGUGGAAGAGCCUCGCUCUCCGGGGGAGCUUAGCCUGAAGCAGGCUGAAGAGCGACCGGAGGACGCCCUGGCUCCCGUCAAAGGAAGUUUAAACCGGGCCCGCUCAGCACAAGCCGUCAACACAGCGCCAGUGCCUGCCAGGGAAGAGGGUCUGAAGCGCGUGUCCUCAGAACCUUUACUGUCCGCUCAGGGAAAAGGCCUUCUGCUGAAAAGGAAGCUGUCUCUCCUAGAACAGGAUGUGAUUAUUAAUGAAGACGGGAGGAAUAAACUUAAAAGGCAGAGUGAGGCCCCCAGUGAAGACUGUGUGUUGUCGUUAGCUUAUGGUGACAUCCCAGAAGAGUUAAUAGAUGUCUCCGAUUUUGAAUGUUCUCUCUGUAUGAGGUUGUUUUUUGAGCCAGUAACAACCCCUUGUGGACAUUCAUUCUGUAAGAAUUGUCUUGAGCGCUGUUUAGAUCACACGCCGUACUGUCCCCUCUGCAAAGAGAGCUUAAAGGAGUAUCUAGCAGACAGGAGGUACUGCGUCACGCAGCUGUUGGAAGAGUUAAUAGUGAAGUAUCUGCCGGAUGAGCUGUCGGAGAGGAAGAAAAUCUAUGAUGAAGAGACUGCCGAGCUCUCACACUUGACCAAGAAUGUCCCAAUAUUUGUUUGCACUAUGGCCUAUCCCACUGUGCCUUGCCCUCUCCAUGUAUUUGAGCCCAGAUACAGGCUCAUGAUCCGUAGAAGUAUACAGACUGGAACCAAGCAGUUCGGGAUGUGUGUCAGCGAUACAGCGAACAGUUUUGCAGAUUAUGGUUGUAUGUUACAAAUUCGAAAUGUGCAUUUCUUACCCGAUGGACGGUCUGUGGUUGACACAGUUGGAGGAAAGCGGUUUAGAGUUUUAAAAAGAGGAAUGAAAGACGGAUACUGCACUGCAGACAUUGAGUAUCUGGAAGAUGUGAAGAUUGAGAAUGGAGACGAGAUACAGAGUCUGAGAGAGCUUCAUGACUUGGUGUACUCACAAGCCUGCAGCUGGUUUCAGAAUUUAAGAGAUAGAUUUCGAAGCCAAAUCCUUCAACACUUUGGAUCGAUGCCUGAGAGGGAGGAAAACCUCCAGGCAACCCCCAAUGGACCUGCAUGGUGUUGGUGGCUGCUGGCAGUCCUUCCUGUAGACCCUCGGUACCAACUCUCCGUCCUGUCGAUGAAGUCCCUGGAGGAACGGCUGACGAAGAUACAGCACAUUCUGACUUACUUUUCUAGAGACCAAUCUAAGUCAUGAACGGCUCGGAUCUUCUUUAGCUUGCUUUUAGCCCCAAGGCUGAGAAGCGGUUGGAUCUCAUUUUCAAGUCACCCUGAUCUGGCUCGUGGAUGGCCAGAUUGUCCGCUGCCUUUGCACACCCAGUGCUGGUUUAAGAAAUUAAGGAAACUUUUUUUUUUUUCUUCAACCUCCUGAAUCUCGUGGAUCUGCAAAUGAAUACCUUCAACUAGGUCCUAGACCACUAAGAACUUGCACAGAAAACACACAGCGAAUGUGUGUUAAACCUCUACAUUGUGAUGAAGUUGCACUAUGUACCAUACUCGAACUGAACUAAGUACUCCGUGUAUGUAUGAAGUGUGCGUGUGUAUGCCUGUGUGAAUGCAAGCCGGUGUGCGUGUGUGCGUGCACGUGUGUUUGUGUGGGGUAGCGUGUGUGUUUUUUCUCUGGCUUUAAAAGACAAAUUUUAAAAGACAAAAAAAAAAAAAAAAAAAAAAAAAAGCCAUAGAAAGUGAACUUGCUGAGGGUCCUCUGUUGCCCAAGUUUACAGCACAGCGGUAGUCAUAGGAGUUUUCGCCGAUUGAAUUUGCCUCAGAUUUAUUUGUCCUGAUGCUUCUAUUUGCACACGUCUAUAAACUAUGGUACAGAGUAUCAUUUUUUUGUUGUUGGAAAUCCUGCUCUUGCUGAACUGUCUUGGCCAUUGACUAUGACACAGUUUCUUAUUUAUGUAAAUACUUGCAUCCCCGUGGCCAGCCGGCAGGGAUGCAGAAUCUAGAGCCAGUCUCCAGGGACAGCUGCAAACCUGACAUGGUACUGUGCAUCCAUUCUUAAAACUGUGAAAAUAUGGUUUACAUUAAAAUGUACAUAGAGGUAGAUGGAGAACUCGGUUCAACCGGUUAGCUUGUACAUUCUAGGGGGCUUUUCACAUUAACUGCCCGUCUCCGUCAUUUAGAGUUUGACAUGAUAACUCGUAUUUAAGGAAUUAGGUAGUGUAUAAAGCCGUUGAGGAUCUGGGGGAGGAGGAGCUUAACGUAGAACUAAGCUUGUAAGGUUUGUUUUGUUUUUCCUCUGGUCUUGGUGCAAAUGUUAGUUAUGCCUUAUUCACAUCCCAGUUAGAGCACCAUGCUGUGACAUGGUUAUAUCCAUGCUGCCCUGGCCCUUUUAUAAUUCUUUGUUGCAGACUUGUGACUGUCUCUAUUAACUUUCUUUUAUGUAAGUAAUUUGUACAAGUUUCUUAAGAUUUUUGCUUUUGCUUAUUUAAUUUUGAAUAAAAGCUAAAUUCAUAAUAA
Messenger RNA from Peromyscus maniculatus bairdii (prairie deer mouse), 3188 nucleotides. The record is from RefSeq and is a predicted model, not a curated record. Lineage: Eukaryota; Metazoa; Chordata; Mammalia; Rodentia; Cricetidae.